ACAUCUACCCACGACAUCAUUAGAGGUUCUGGAUUUGUUCUGUAAAAUUUGAAAUUUUAAGUUUGACAUUAACAUUAUGCUAACAAUCUUUCAUGCAGUUUGGAGAUGUGCAGCAAAGAUUUGAAAAACUUCUAUCAAGCUACCAAAUCACAGAGAGUGAAAAAACAAACAUUAGCCUUGAAGACAGAAUGAAGUCUCUCCAAAAUGAGCUACUAUCAAACUACCUAACGGAGCACAAUAUACCCAUCUGGUCACAGUGGGCUUUGGAUCAGGCCACUGGAUAUGUACACCUUUCCCUGACUGAGCGGUUUAGUGUCUUGGAGGCAGUGGUCAAGGUUACUCUAGAGGGCAUCCUAGACCUUGAGCCUGAGCCAAUAACUGGACAAGACAGAAAAAUCAAAUUUCUUCUCUGUUUGGAAGAUCAAUUGCAGAUUUCUAACCCAACUCUUGCUAGACAGGUUUUAGUUAACACUCUUGAAAUGACCUCAGUGCUGCCAAAGCAAAGCAAGGAAUUUCUCAGUCAAAUUCUUUUUAACAACAUUUGGACUUCGAAAGAAAUUAAACUCUUUAUUGGACGGACAAGAAGCAUGGAUCAGGACAAAGUCUCAAAAAUACUGCAGAUGAUAUGCACCUUUAGUCUAAGCUGCAUACAGGCUCUCAAAUCACUAAAGCACAAAGAUCCUCUAACAUAUUUACAAGACUGUAUAUCCUUUGAGAUGGACAAGGACCUUGAGAGUAUCUUGAGUGAAAUGAAAGAAAAUAACUACCCAGAGCAUCUUCUCUCACAACUAGAAGAUAUUCUUCAAUAUGUUGGAGAAGUGUUGCCCAGAUGUAAAGGAGUGGAACUGGAGUCCAACUUGAUUGAAGACUGUAAAAAUUGGAUAGCUUCAAUAGAUUUUGAAAACCCCAACUACGAUAUGUUAAAGACCAUCCUCGUAGUCAUGUCCAUAGCUGUGAAGAAGUGCACAAACUUCAUCAGUGUAAGUGGAGAGGAAGUUCAGGGUUACUUCCCCAGGCUGACUCAGCUUGCAUCGCUACUGCUACUGCUGCUACCACAGUCCAAGGAUAAAAGUGGAUGCCUCCUGGAAAUUGGAACAGGCGAAGGUAAGACCUGCAUUCUAGCCAUGUUUGCCACAAUCCAGGCUAUACGAGGUACAGCAGUAGAUAUUGUGACAAGUUCCCCUUUGCUUGCAAUACGUGAUCAACAUGAGUGGAAGAAACUCUAUGAGGUAUUUGGUGUCACCUCAUCUACUGUUCCUCCACAGCAUCAUGCUAAAAGUUCAUUUGAAGAUCAUGACAAGCUACUUCAGGAAGCAUAUUCCAUGCAAAUAGUUUAUGGUACUGUUUGUACCUUUGCUGCAGAUGUACUGAGGCAAGAGUUUGAUAAGAAAAAGACCCGAGGACUGAGGAAGUUUGAUUGUGUGAUUGUGGAUGAAGUUGACUAUAUGACGCUGGACAGUGGAGUCCAGGUAACCUUCUUGUCACAUCAAGCCAAUGGACUGAGGCAUCUGGAACAAGUUCUUGCAAGCAUCUGGGCCAUAAUGUCUGCCUGCCGUCCAAUAGAAAUAUUUGAAACAGGUGAGAUCCAAUGGGGAACAAGGAUCCAGUACUGUCACAAGGUGGCCAAGCAGGCUGUGGUUGGUUCAGAAUCAGACUUUUCAGAAACUGACAUACUCUUACUGGGUGUGCAGCUAGGCCUUUAUUCAAAUGAGGAUUUCAAUGAAAUAAUUAAAGCAAUGAAUCAAACUCAGACAGAUGAUGAAAGCCUUGAAGAUGCCAAGAGAGAAGUUAUUGGACAAUUUAUGGCCAAGCUGGGACAGCGAGAGCAGUAUAAGCUGUUCACGGAGCUUGAGACAGCAGUGCUCGAUGGUGUUACAGUAGAUUGUUACUCACUUGUAAACAACAAAGCAAAGCUGUACUGUAAGGAAAAUUCUUCCAGAGAACCCGAUGUCCAAAUGCUUCUUCUUCAGAAAGGAUGUGCCUGUGAGAUCAUGUCUGAGAAAUCCCUUAUGGAAUCAACAGUUAAAGAACUGAACUCUAGACUUAAGUAUUCCAGUGAGUGUUCCUUAAACUCAGUGGAGAAAACUCAAGGAUGUAUUGUUAUACCAUCUUUCUUAAAAAAAUAUGUUGAAAAUCAAUUGCCGAUUUUUGUAGAGAAUGCCUUAAGAGCCAUUCAAAUGGCACCAGGAAGAGAGUACAUGAUUGAGAAGGCACCUGAAGCAGACAGACCCGGUUUCUGCUAUGAAAACACUCAUCAUUAUGAUGCCAUAAUUCCAGUGGACUUCCAGGCCAGCGGGGUACUGGAGAAAAAUAAGCGCUGGGGUGAAGGUCUGCAACAGUUUUUGGAGAUGAAACACCAACUGGCAGUUUCACAACUGUCCAAUGUAACAAACUACAUGUCAAAUGUCCACUUCUUUAAAAAGUACCUCACUGACAAUGGCAUAUUUGGAGUCUCUGGGACGUUAGGAGGUGAAGCUGAGAAAGCUUUUCUAAAACGACAGUACAACACUGCCACUUACAUCGUUCCAGCUCACCGUCAUAAAAAGUGUAUAGAACUGCCAGCAGUUCAGGUGAGUGGAGGAAAAACUGAGUGGAUCCAGGUGAUCUGUGAAAGGACAUGGCAAGCUGCAGACCGAGGCCAAGUUGUUUUGAUUAUCUGUGAGGAUGUCAAGACUGCCGAGGAGCUAAGGAGUAGAGUAGAUGUUAAAGAACGACAACCUGCUAAGAUCACCAUGUAUACAUUAAGUACCAAGCACAACAUUGAAAAUGAAACCUUCAGAAAGGGACACAUCAUUAUUGCUACAAAUCUUGGAGGUCGAGGGACCGACAUACUUGUUCACCAAGAAGUCAAUGAGUGCGGAGGUCUGUUUGUGCUUCUCACAUACUUCCCCGGAAGUUAUCGUGUGGAGAGACAAGUAUUUGGACGCACUGCCCGCAAAGGAAACCCCGGGAUGGCGCAGAUGAUUCUCCACCAGGAUCUUCUUGCACCAGCAUACCAAGGCCAUUCAGUGGAAACCAUGAGACGACUCAGAGAGAAAUACGAAGAAAGACGUUUAGGCGGUAUGGAGGAAAAUGAACUGUUUCAAAUUGAAAUGAAGGAAAAUCUUUUUUCCACAUUUCUUGAAUUUCUCUCUGCCUUUGAUAACAACUACACAGAGGAGGAGAGAAUGGACAUCUCAAAGCUGAAGAUGAAAGAUCUUCCUGAGUGUUUUAAGAGCCAUCGUCAAAAGUUUGAUUAUGAGACGGCAAUUAAUGUUUUGAAAGAAUCAUGGGGCCUGUGGCUCAUCCUCCACGAAGAGAAACUCAGGAAGCAUGAGGAUAUCAAUCUCAUGAAACAAAGCUUGAUCACAGAUCUAGAGACAAUUGCUGAUCAAAUCUUAAAGGGGAGAAGCAAAAACUUCUAUGAUUAUAUCAAAUUGGCAAAAAGUAGAACUUACCUUCACCGCAGCAACAGAAAGGAAAGUGACUUUGGAGCAUUAUGUUACUGGCAGAGUGCUGAGCAAUGUGAUCCUUUCUAUGGUGCUGUUGCAUUUUACAACCAGGCAUACAUCACGGUCAACCUGCAAAGGAGUGGCUACAAAGUUGAAGCAAAGCAGUUGUUAGAAAAAGCAAAGACUGCUGUAGAUGUGUACCUCUCAGAAUCAACAAACACAAUGAUGUUUUGCAGUCUUGCAGUCACUAAUGACUUUUUACCCCACCACAAAGAUAGUAACCUGCAGACCCAAAUGAAAGCCAGGAUGAAUGUCUUUAAAUGUUGGAAAGGAUACAUUGAAAAUGCCAUGAACACCCUCCAGCACAUUGAACAAAGUAAAGGAGAGCCAGUUUUAGAGGACUCCAGUGUUUACAGUCUUUCCAAAGACAAAGACCCCAUUACCACUAAUGAAUUAAUGGUACUUCAUGAAUUUGGCCUCUGCAUCGUUUUUGAGGUUAAAAAGAAGCCAGAGUUUUCAAUCGAUGCCUUUGCCUGUUUCUGUCUUGGAGUUCUCCAAGUGGCAUUAGGGGUUCUUGUUUGCACUCUGUCUUAUGGGAGUGCCAGUCAGUUUGGAUUUGGACUAAUCAGUGAAGGUGUUUCCGACAUGAUUCAUGGAAUAAAGGGGAUGCUACAAGGAGGCUUUGACUGGGCAGAGUGGGCAAUUGCCAAAGCUAUCAGCAUUGGAGUGUCUCUUGUCUUUGGUGGAUUGAGCAAACUGAGCAGAGCUGCAAGUGCUGUGAAAAGUGGGGCUAAAGGUCUGAUGACUGGGGCUAAAUGUAGCUCUGUGGUUACAGUGAAAGAGUGCUUUAAGCAUGCAGGGAAAUAUGCUUUUCAGGAACUUGGCAAGCAGGGUUGUGUCGCUGCUCUCAGCUAUGCUGUUAACAGUGGACUUACAGCGUUACUUGAAAAGAUCCUGAAUGAGGCUUUCAGGGACAAAGUCCAUGCGAUGAUUAAAUCUAAUAGCCGACUAGAUUCUGCUCUAACAAACUUCAUUUGUUCAGCAGUACCAAAAACUGCCAUUAAGGAGGGAUUCACUGACUUCAAAAUAGAUAUGCAAUGUGAGAAUGAAAUGCUUCUGUCAGUGGACAUUAUGACACGAGACAUAAUCCCUUGCCUGAUGAUGGACUGUACCCAGCUCAGCAAAGUUCUUGAUACACUUUCAGAUGUCUGUGGUUCUAUAACGCGUCGCAUGGAGAAGCAGAAAGAGAUGAAAUUGUUGAUGAAGGCUUUGGAAUCAGCUCAGUAUAUCAAACUUUGUGUGGAAAUAUUGCAGUCAGUUCCUACAAAAGAGAUCAUUGAUAAAACAUUUGUGCCCAAGUUGUUGAAAAGCAUGGAUCAGCUGCCACAGAAGAAGUAUGAUAAGGAUGGGAGACACACAUUAUCUGAUGUGAAGCGACUUAAGACAGACAUGCUCCAGAUUAUGGCUAAAAGUGUCUCAGAUUCAUUUGUUGAAGCUUGCUCACGACACAUGACCUCCAUCAUAACCAGAGCUGGCAUGACCAAAAUAAACAGUGCAGCUGGUACUGCUGUUGGCAACUUACUUGGUAGGGCUCACACCGAAAGUUUCUUUGACAAUCAGCUGCAUAAACACCAAAUGAGAAAGGUCUUCCAAAGCCCAUGUGCAUCUCUAUCAGAGGAGGAAAAACAGGAUCUUCACUGUUACAUUGAGGAUAUUUGUGAUGUGGAUCAUCCUGCUUCAUCUUUGGACAUCCAUGUCCUCACUCAGAGUGAUGCUCUGAAUGCGAAAAUCAAAGGCAGAGGCAUCAGGGUGAUAGUUGUGGAUGCAGAUAAGAAGAAGCUCUCAGAGGAUUAUUUUCCAGGAAAAGACAGUUCUGCAGAAGACAUUGUCCUCCAACUGAAGAAAGAUCCAGAAACAACAAAACAGGGGCUCAUGAAACGGCUCGCUGGUGAAACACGGCCCUAUGGGGGCCAUUUUGAAAUUCUGAGGCCAGAUGGUUCUGUGGUCCCAGUGAACUCAGCAGGUCAGAACUGCUUGUAUCACGCCGUGGUUCAGGCAACGAGUGACAAUCCAGGUGAUCUGAGACAAGAGGCAGCGAACCUUCGAAACAAAGUAAAGGAAUCUCUCCUGCAUGACACACACAGCUAUGCCGCAGCUCUGAACCUGCAGAGAGGGUAUGAAGAAACGCACACAACACCAGGGAAAUACAAGAUCAGCGGAGGAGGGAGAAAGACGCAACAAGCAAGCAGAGAAAAGUUCAGGGACAAAAUGAACACAACCGGGAUGGAGGACAUACCAGAAGAGGACAUCUCUGUUAUAAAAACCUACAACCUUGGUCUGGUUGGAAGCUUUGAUGAUAUCAAAGGUCUACGGAAGACGAACAGAUCGAACAUUGCAGCGAAUAACAACAAUAACACUUCUCCAGUGAAUGCAGAUCACAUCCCUCCUAAAAAUACCUUCCAGAUGGCUCAUGAGAUGCUCCAGAAACCAGAGAACCAAGACCUAAAGAAGAGCAUUGAAUCAAAGAACCUCAAACUUUAUGCCAUGAUUAAAAGGAAUGGUAAUGGUGGGCUCUGCAGAGAGGUUCUUACAGAGCAUCACCAUCAGGCCCUAACCACUGGCAACAGCAAAGGGUCCCAGAUAGUCAGGGAAAAGCUCACAGAAGUCCUGCUUUCUGGUGACGCUGAUAAACUGAUGAAGAUGUCCAUGAUAGUGGCCAACCCAGAGAUGUCCCAGUCUCUCAGGAGGGAUGCAGGAAUUCAGCAAAAGAAAGGAGUUGACUUCAUAUCCAAAGAGGCAACCAGGAGAUAUCAUGCCAUCGGGGAGAAACUGCUGUUGGAUAAAUACUGCGAGAUGGGAGUCAUUGAUCAGAAGACCAGAGAUGAUCUUCAUCAAUGGACCAAGGCAAAUCUUUACUCCAGAAAUUCACCAGAAUAUCAUGAACUGCUCAAAGAGCUUCAAUCACCUACAAGACGUCAACAGCAGCGUUAGAUGUGCUUUUACAUGUCAGACCAGAGGUGGAUAGUCCAGGUCAAGGAAGUAAAAAGCCUCUACACGAAUCAGUCACAAGCAUUUGCAUUUCAAGCUCCACAUUAAAGGAAUAGGGAGAAGGAAAACAAGGGUUUUUACUUCCUGGGGUUUAUCCACCUCUGUCUCAGACUCUUCUUUGGAUAUUUGUGGCACUAGUGGACUUUGGCAAAGGUCAACAGACUGGGACUCACACCUGUGAUACUAGUUUUGAGUAAAAUGAGAGAAGGAAAGAUGUGUUAGCUCUGGCUGAGGUCAUCUAUAAAAGUGGUUAGGGAUCACAAAGAAAGGUUUAAAAGCUCCCUGAAUCCAAUCUGAAGUUCCUUCUCCUCUCUUUGUCUAUGGAUGCGGAUCCAUGUCAUACACAUUUUUUGCUUCUAAGUUAGCCUGUGAAGGGAUCCAUUUUUUGCCUGCAAACCAAAAUUAGUGCUAUUAUAUUCUUCUACCAAAAGUGAUUUAGUUGAUUAAAUCAAAUGAUGCAUGUGAGUUAUGCAGACCCUGCCACUAGACCAAAUACUGCUUCUGUUGGUGAGACGUAUUGUGUUCACUUCCUGUUUUUACUGCUGAGCUGCGUUGUUGUUCAGGCUAUCUCCGUUGGAAUGAAGAUCUUUUUUUUCUGUGAUAUCUCUGUAACCCUAACUGUCCAGAAGCACUUUAAAACAUAGAACCUUCUGCUGCACUUCUCUACUGAGCACUUGUCGCUUUUACAUGCUUUUAUUUCUGGUAGAAAGGACUGACUGGCCUAG
Messenger RNA from Cyprinodon variegatus (sheepshead minnow), 7204 nucleotides. RefSeq lists its product as uncharacterized. Gene Ontology annotation, biological process: protein targeting; protein import. Gene Ontology annotation, molecular function: ATP binding; ABC-type protein transporter activity. NCBI's taxonomy places the organism in Eukaryota, Metazoa, Chordata, Actinopteri, Cyprinodontiformes, Cyprinodontidae. Gene Ontology annotation, cellular component: membrane. The transcript has 6 exons. The record is from RefSeq and is a predicted model, not a curated record. The coding region runs from base 93 to 6422 and encodes 2109 amino acids.